AAAAGAGAUUCCGACCUAUAGCGUAAAAGUGCGUGCGCGCAGCACGUAUGGUAUCGCGAGCGCGCAAUCGGUCAAUACAACAUUGAAGUCACUGCGCCAUCUACAGCUAAGUCAAAACAGUCCAGCUCUCGUCUUGGAUAGCCCUGAUGACUGCGGCUUCGUGGUUCAGUCAGCCGUCUCCGAAUCGUCUGCAUAAAAGACUGGAGGAGACGAAGACAAAGAUGGCUGAGUGAUAAUGAGACUGCCCAGCUCGGUGCUUGUCUCGGUCUCCCUGUUCACAGCUGAGACGACGGCUGCGUUAUAUCUGAGCACCACGUACCGCUCCGCUGGAGACAAAAUUUGGCAGGGCUUCACGCUGCUCUUCACGCUCCUCCCGUCAGUCCUCGUGCAGCUCACCCUGAUAUUUAUCCACCGGGACCUCAGCAGGGACCGACCUCUCGUGCUUCUGCUACAUAUACUGCAGCUGGGGCCGAUUAUCCGGUGUCUGGAAGCCUUCUGUAUCUAUGGCAGCGCGGGCACGUUCGAGGAGCCGUAUGUCACCAUCACCCGGAGGAAGCAGAUGCCCCGGGGCGGUCGGUCGGAGGAGGUGGAGCAGGAGGUGGGGCAGGCCGAGGGCAAGCUGAUCACCCACCGCGCCGCCUUCGCCCGCAGCUCCGUCAUCCAGGCCUUCCUGGGCUCCGCACCGCAACUCACCCUCCAGCUCUACAUAUGCGUUCUGCAGCAGGGGGUGUCCAUCGGUAGAGGCACACUGAUGGUCAUCUCCUUGCUGUCCAUCGUGUACGGCGCGCUCCGUUGCAACAUCCUGGCCAUUAAGAUCCGCUACGACGACUACGAGGUGGACGUGCGCCCGGGCGCGUACCUGUGCAUCUUCCUGUGGCGCAGCUUCGAGAUCGCCACGCGCGUGACUGUGCUGGUGCUGUUCAGCUCCGUGCUGCAGAUCUGGGUGCUGCCCGUGGUGCUGGUCAACUUCCUGCUCUUCACGCUGCACCCGUGGGCGCUGUUCUGGCGCAGCGGCUCGCCCUUCCCCGAGAACAUCGAGAAGACGCUGACGCGCGUGGGCACCACCAUGGUGCUGGCGCUGCUCACGUUCCUCUACGCGGGCAUCAACAUGUUCUGCUGGUCGGCCGUGCAGCUGCGCCUCUGCGACCCGGACCUGAUCGACAAGACGCACAGCUGGCGCCGCGUGGCCGGCUACUACGGCCUGCGCUUCCUGGAGAACGGCGCGCUGACCCUGCUGUGGCACGCCUACCAGACGGACGUCUACCGCGCGGUGGACGAGCCGGUGCUGGCGCUGCUGCUCCUGGUGGGCUACUCGGCGGCCAUCUUCUUCAUGCUGAUGUUCUACCAGUUCUGCCACCCGUGCCGCCGGCUGCUCUCCGCCAGCGCGUCGCAGGGCGCGUGCGAGUGCUGCGGCUCCUCGUGCCUGCUCCUCCACGGGCACCACGCCGCCCAGGUAGGGCCCGUCUGCGACAAGCAGCCGCACCUCACCGACGCGGACAGCCCCGAGGGGGACGGGACCUACGCCACCAACGGAGACCUCAGCCAAAGCUUCUCCAGUAACCCUUAACCCCCCCACACACACACACACACACACCCCCCCCACACCCUUUUUUCUUUGCACACAAAACAAGUGCUCCUUGCAGAAGAAAAGAGAAACAAAGAGUCGAUAAGCCAAUGAAAACAAUUUGCUUUGCCUUGGAACACACCAUGCUGGACAGUAUAAGGGAGGCUAAGGACCCUGACUCGGCCCAUCAUUUUGGACCCGUUGGGUCCCAUCAGCAUGGCAGUGGUAAUCAUCGUAGUUGUAAACCUUUCCAGAAUGCAUGUGAGCUACCUUUAACCUACAAUGCUUAUACAAAAGUGCUGCUUUUGUUCAUGUGAUGUCAGUGUUUGUUUCAAUAUUGUUGUGUUUUUGUUUUGUUUAUCUUUGUGACAUUUACUUACUGAAUUACUACCUUAUUUCAACUUUGAUAUAUUUAUUUAAUGAUUGUAUUACUUCCACCUUUUCACUAAUGAGGGGCAUUGCCAUCUUACAUGGUCCACUAAGUUAAAGCACACACUCAGGUUUCUUCCAAAAGUAUUCUGUCUUUGUUUAUUAAAGCAUUUUCGCCAGGCAAAGACAAACAAAGACAGUAUUCUGUCUUUGUUUGUUAAAGAUUUUUCAUCAGCCAGUAUUCUAGGCUUAAUGCCUGCUACUAACAAAACAAAAAUGUAACCACAUUUAUUUCAGAAAGUAUUGGAAGAGCUUACACGUUUUAGGGCCUUACUUUCAGACAUAUACAUUUGCAUCCUUUCAGUGAUCAGUCUCCCACUUGUUUUGUUUGCACACUCUGAAGGGCACCACUGGCACGAUGCAAAAGCAGACAUUAAAACAACAUCUUUUUUAAAAAAUGAAACAUUUGACCUGGAUGCUAUAGUGAGCCUUCAUCUGUGUAAAGCUGAUGCAAUAGUGAGCCUUCAUCUGUGUAAAGCCGAUGCAAUAGUGAGCCUUCAUCUGUGUAAAGCUGAUGGUAUAGUGAGCCUUCAUCUGUGUAAAGCUGUGAAUGAAAAGUGUAAUUUGUUUACUUUGUAUUUUUACACUCGUGCUUUGCACCUGUUGCACGUGUAUUUUUACAGAUUUGCUAAAGAAAGGGACCACCCAUUGCACAUAUAUUAUUGUCAAGGAAGGGAUAAAAAAAAAAUGUGUCAGUCAAAGACUCAGCUCUUAAACAGUGCUGCCACCUGGUGGUCAAGGUCCUCUUCUUGAAUGUUGAGUUUUGAGAAAAAGGUCAUUGAGAGUCAGCUAACAGCACUGAAUGCUAACCACAGAAAUACCUUUUUUAUACACUUUUGUCAUUUAAGCAUAACCAUAAUAAAGACUCAAUAGAUAAAAAAUAA
Messenger RNA from Alosa alosa (allis shad), 2877 nucleotides. It is a transcript of the gene xk, whose product is annotated as X-linked Kx blood group (McLeod syndrome). The transcript is spliced from 3 exons. Bases 236 to 1567 code for a protein of 443 amino acids. The record is from RefSeq and is a predicted model, not a curated record. Lineage: Eukaryota; Metazoa; Chordata; Actinopteri; Clupeiformes; Clupeidae. Gene Ontology annotation, cellular component: membrane.